Molecule: messenger RNA, 7585 nt
Organism: Alternaria rosae
Lineage: Eukaryota; Fungi; Ascomycota; Dothideomycetes; Pleosporales; Pleosporaceae
Product: putative alpha 1,3 glucan synthase
Exons: 7
Coding region: 164-7522 (2452 amino acids)
Biological process (GO): fungal-type cell wall (1->3)-alpha-glucan biosynthetic process
Cellular component (GO): fungal-type cell wall
Molecular function (GO): alpha-1,3-glucan synthase activity
Source: RefSeq, a predicted model, not a curated record
UAGCUAAUCGAGGCGUGCAGUUUGUCAAACACUGCUGUAUUCUUCGCCGAUGUGCGUGAGGCUGUUCCUCAAGCUCUGGUGGUCACCGAGAUAAAGGUCUCCGAAUGGCGCUGCUUACGGCUGCAUCCGUCUCCAAACUCCUCUCCUAGCGUUUCUGUUCAACAUGCUGCGUUCUACACUCCUGCAGCUACUUCUGAUCUCUGUCGUCUCUUGCUUGAGAUUUGACAAAGAAUUUGUUGGGUACAACCUUAAUGAGAACGAAGCAGCCAUAGACCCCCUCGACUACUCGGGCGAAUGGAAAGACCAUACAUUUCAUCCAUCACCAACGAAUUGGCGAUUCCCAUUCUACACCUUAUUUCUAGAUAGAUUUGUAAAUGGUGACCCGACGAAUGAUGAUAUCAAUGGGACAGUAUACGAGAAAGACUCGCAGAGCAACCAGUUGAGACAUGGAGGCGAUUUGGUAGGAUUGGUAGAUAGCUUGGAUUAUAUCCAAGGAAUGGGAAUCAAGGGCAUCUACAUCGCCGGUUCGCCCUUCAUCAACAAUCCAUGGAAGGCGGACUCCUACUCGCCGCUGGACUUGACGCUUCUCGACAAACAUUAUGGGGAUAUCACGGCGUGGCGGGCAGCAGUCGACGCUAUCCACAAGCGGGGCAUGUAUGUGAUAUUGGAUCAUACAAUGUCGACCAUGGGUGACCUCAUCGGCUUCGACGGCUUCCUUAACGAGACAGCACCUUUUCGUCCAGAAGAACACAAAGUGCAGUGGAAAUCGAACCGCCAGUAUCUAGACUUCUCGUUUGGGAACAAAUACAACGACACAUGCACAUACCCCAACUUCUGGAACGAGUCAGGGCAACCGGUGUUGAAAGAUUCUGAUGAGACAUUCAGCAGGCUUAUUGGAUGCUACGAUAGCGAGUUUGAUCAGUACGGUGAUACCGAAGCGUUCGGUGUAUUCCCUGACUGGCAGCGCCAGCUAUCCAAGUUUGCCUCCGUCCAAGACCGUUUGCGAGAAUGGGUACCUUCGGUCCGAGAAAAGAUCGAACACUUUUCGUGCAUCACGAUAGCGAUGCUGGACAUUGAUGGCUUCCGAUUCGACAAAGCUACACAGAUCACUGUCGAAGCUCAAGCUGAGUUUGGCGACUUCGUCCGACAAUGCGCGCGAAAGUAUGGGAAGGACAACUUCUUCAUGCCAGGCGAGAUUACAGGAGGUAACAACUUUGCUUCCAUCUACCUUGGGCGCGGGAGGCAACCCGAUCAGGUUCCGGACAACAUCACUCAAGCCGUCACACUGACCAACAACUCGGACGAUAAGUAUUUUCUGCGAGCACAUGGCAAACAAGCGUUAGAUGGAGCCGCAUUUCACUACAGUACAUAUCGAUCGCUCACUCGCUUCCUCGGAUUAGACGGUAAUCUGGAAGCAGGCUACGACGUUCCCGUCAACUUCGUCAAUGCCUGGAAUACACUACUCACCACGAACGACUUUGUCAAUGCCGAGACUGGAAAGUUCGACCCACGGCACAUGUAUGGAGUCACCAACCAGGAUGUCUUCCGUUGGCCCGCUAUCAAGCAAGGUACCGAGAGAAUGUUGCUCGGCCUUUUUGUCACAACAAUUCACAUGCCGGGUAUUCCAAAACUUCUCUGGGGCGAAGAGCAGGCUUUCUACAUUCUUGACAGCACUGCCGCCAACUACAUCUUCGGCCGACAGCCGAUUUCAUCUGCACAGGGGUGGCAAAAUCACGGUUGCUACCGGCUCGGCAGCUCGCAAUACUACGACAUGCCACUCGAAGCGGUACUUGAUGGGUGCCAUGACGACACCGUUAGCCAAGAUCACCGAGAUCCUUCGCAUCCUGUUCACAACAUCAUCAAAAACAUGUAUCACCGCCGUACCCAGUAUCCGGUCCUCAACGAUGGUUACUUCCUACAAUCGCUUUCCAAUCAGACUCGCUUAGUGCAACUGCCAGGCUCGAAUGGAACGAAAUCAGAAUUCGGGAUGUGGAGCGUUAUGAGGAACCAGUAUCCGGAUGUACAAAACCUGACCGAAGGCACUGAAUCAUCGCAAAUUUGGCUCGUCUACUCCAACGAGGAUCGCGAUGUCAGCUACAAGUUCGACUGUAAAGACAAAGAGAAAGCGUUCAUAUCCGCAUUCGACGCUGGAACGACGGUCAAGAACCUGUUCGCUCCGUACGAUGAGAUUGAGCUCAAGAACAGCUCUACCUCCUUAGGCAUCGACGGCUCAGAGGAGUUUAAUGGUUGCGUGGAUGAGCUCGAUAUGAAGCCGUAUGACUUCCGGGCGUAUGUGCCAAAGGCCAGCUGGCUUGAUCCCAUACCCGUCAUCACGAAGUUCUCGCCAGGCCAUGAUGCUCAGAUUGAGUCGAAGAAGGGAGCGCAGGAGAAAGAUUCACUAGAAAUUGAGUUUCAAUUCUCCGAAGCGAUGGAUUGCGAUGGGGUUACUAAGGACCUUGUCAUUACAUCCGAUACCGAGAAUGACUUCUCUGCAGCGGUUGACGAAGACACUGUCGACUGUGCUGACAUCUCGUCGCUGGUCUCUAAUCUUGUCGGUGGUUCUGUUUCGAAAUGGAGCUGGAAAGCGACUCUGAAGGAUGUCUCGCAUGGCAUUCACACCGUCACCAUCAGGAACGCCACUACCAAGGAUGGAGAGCGCUUUACGAACGCCAAUGAUCGCUUCAUGAUCCGGAUUGGAGCUAAGAACAACCCCAUGGUCUUCCCUCGGAUCGCAAAUUACACUACCGGCAUACUCAAGAAGGACUCCAAGGGCCUGCACGUAUCGCACGUCGCCCCAGGCGCUAACAAAUGGCGGUACUCCACGAAUUGGGGAUCGACAUGGAGCCAAUGGGAAGACUACAAAGGCGGCAACAGCGACCUUCAGACGCAACCCUGGUCGGGUACUAAGCGCCAACAAUGGGAGGGCGAGCACGUUACUCUCCAAUACUGGAACCGCGUGACUGGAAGUAGCGAUCACAUCCAGCACACUGACACGAACUACAAGGGUCAACCAAGACGAUUUCCACAUCUGUUUGCUCACGGACCCUACAAUCAAUUUGGAUUCGAUGCCGGUAUCGACAGCUCUUUCGACCUUGGCAGGGACGGGAAGUGGAAGUUGCAUAUUAUGACCGAAUGGCCUUCGGUCGCUCAAGUCAACGUCUGGGGCAUGAAUCCAGGGGGCAAACCUGACGCAGGCUUCGUCUUUGGCGAUGUUGAUGAGGAUGGCGUUUUGGACCGGCUUCCUCCGGACUCUCUCGCAAAGAACGUGCUCAACAUGUCGGUUCUGCCACCUCGACCGUACCUGGCGUAUCGCGUUGAGAUCGACGAUGCGACCCUGGCAUACAAGCUCGUAUAUGCAGGCAACCGGUUCAUACAGCUGAUACUGUUCGCUCUCCUCUGGUCUCUGCCGGUGUUGACGGCUGCGAUGAGCAUCUCGAUAUACAAGGGCGCUUUCUAUGGUGUCAAGUUCAACCAGACGGGUGUGAGCGCACAGGGUCUCGCCUUCUUCGCAUCUUUGGCCUUUUGGCGCCGCGGUCACAAAUUCGAAAGCAUCCAAUCUGACGACGUUGUCGAGUUGAAGCGAUCUACUCCUCGCCUAGGCUUUCACCGAUCGCGAGACUCUUCGCCCAUGCCUGCUGCGGCUAUCGGCAACUUCGGCGCCAGCAAGAAGAGACCCAUGAUUCUUAUCGCGACCAUGGAAUACGAUAUCGAGGACUGGGCUAUCAAGAUCAAGAUCGGUGGAUUGGGUGUCAUGGCACAGCUCAUGGGGAAGAACCUUCCCCAUCAGGACUUGAUUUGGGUUGUUCCUUGCGUCGGCGGUGUGGACUAUCCCAUCGAUACACCAGCGGAGCCCAUGACGGUGACCAUUCUCGACACUGAGUACGAGAUCCAGGUCCAGUAUCACAAGCUCAACAACAUCACGUACGUGUUGUUGGAUGCGCCGAUUUUCCGACAGCAGUCCAAGACCGAGCCGUACCCACCCCGCAUGGAUGAUUUGGACUCGGCUGUGUACUACAGCGCUUGGAAUGCCUGCAUCGCUCUGACCAUUGAAAGGUUUCCCAUCGAUUUGUACCAUAUCAACGAUUACCAUGGCGCCGCCGCGCCGUUGUACUUGCUCUCCAAAGGACGAACGAUUCCUUGCGCACUUUCCCUACACAACGCAGAAUUCCAAGGAUUAUGGCCCAUGCGCACACCCAAGGAGCGCGACGAAGUGUGCCGCGUGUACAACCUCGAGCCUUCUGUUGUCGAAAAGUACGUCCAGUUCGGCGAGGUCUUCAAUCUUCUGCACGCUGGCGCAAGCUACCUCCGCAUCCAUCAACGUGGAUUCGGCGCCGUCGGUGUAUCCAACAAAUACGGAAAACGGUCGUACGCUCGCUACCCUAUCUUCUGGGGUCUGAAGGAAGUCGGAAGACUACCAAAUCCUGAUCCUAGCGACACCGCUCCUUGGGAACCUGAGAAGGAGAAUGAGAAUAUUGUUGUUGAUCCAGCGUAUGAAGCGAGUCGUGGUGAUCUUCGCAUACAGGCGCAACAGUGGGCUGGUCUGGAGGAGGACCCUCAUGCUGAGCUUUUCGUAUUUGUUGGACGAUGGAGUAACCAGAAGGGUGUCGAUCUUAUCGCCGAUGUCUUUCCCGCCGUCCUCGAGAAGCACUCCAAUGUGCAGCUCAUAUGUAUCGGACCCGUCAUCGAUCUUUACGGAAAGUUUGCCGCGCUCAAGCUUGGAAAGAUGAUGGAGAAAUACCCAAAGCGCGUAUUCUCCAAGCCAGAGUUCACGGCACUUCCACCCUUCAUCUUCACAGGCGCUGAGUUUGCCCUGAUCCCAUCCCGUGAUGAGCCAUUUGGUCUGGUCGCUGUCGAGUUUGGUAGGAAGGGAGCCCUAGGUGUUGGUGCCCGCGUCGGUGGCCUUGGACAAAUGCCUGGAUGGUGGUUCACAGUCGAAUCAACAACCACCAAACACAUGCUGCACCAGUUCAAGUCUGCCAUCGAAGAAGCGCUGGAGUCCAAGACCGAGACAAGAGCUAUCAUGAGAGCAAGAUCCGCCAAACAGCGCUUUCCGGUGGCGAAGUGGGUGGAAGACCUCAACGCCCUCCAGCAGACUGCCAUCAAGAUCCACAACGAGAAGAAAGACUCGUCAUCCAAGGGCAUCUUCCGCCCGCGGUCACGAGCUGCGGCUUCGCAAACAUCGCUGCAGUUCCCCGAUGAGAGUUUCUUCCCUCAGUCUCGCGCUGUUAGCACGGACAGGCUAUCGAAUUACGAGGAAAGACCUGCUGAGGACGACGCUGAAGUCCAAGAGUCCGAGCACUACCACACAACACUUCGCCGUGGCCUCUCCCUCGGUGUCCGUUCUGGACCUGGACAUGAAACGAGGAUGAAUCCCUCUGGUGAUGCAAUCACACAGGUUCACAAGCGGCGCUCGCCUUCCAGAACGCCCGACAUCCACGAAUACGACCCAGAAGGCGCAAUAACCUCGAGCCAAGGAUCUUUGCACGACCAAGAGAUGUUCAUCAGCCGCGAGCAAGCAGAAGCUGACUACCGUGAGUCUGAACGCCGACUCGCCGUGGCAGCUCUCGAAGGUAAUUCAGCAGGCGCUUAUGGACUGGACUCGCCGCCUAUCGACACAUUCUCCGAAAGCUAUCGCGGACGCGGCAGAUCUCGCAGUCCGCUUGCAGAUGACGAAGCCGGCGAGAUGUUGAUGAGAUCGCCACCCACAAGCGGCUUCCUCGACCCAAGCAGUCUCCCCAUGCGUGUGCGGUCGUCGCACCACCGACGAAACCGUUCAUCUGCUCUCGACCUGAGCACCAUCAAGAACGCCAGUACAACGGAUUUCAGCCUACAGAAAGUCGAUCCAACAUUCGAAGACAAGACCGGCGUAUACUAUACCAAAUUCGAAUCCAUGCUCAACAGCCUCAGUGGCAAGACAUCCGAAAACGACCUCUGCGUCGAACAAUUCCUCGUCGACAGCGAGAAAGAAUGGUUCAAGCGGAUGCGCGCCGAGAGAUUGGGUCGCGGUGAUCGUGCGCGGUCUCAAGAUAGCAGAAUGGGUCUUAGUCCGCGUCCUGCCUGGCCCCGCGAGAGCCUCCACAGUAACGGCAGUCGCAGUUCCAGUUAUUCGCACUACCAAUCACCGUCUAUGAACGAGAGCGACAGCGAGGAGGCUUCUCCACGGCCGUCAGGCGAAAUGGACGAAUUCCUUCUCGGUGCCAACUACCAGCGCCCCUCGCUUCUCAAGCGAUGGCUGCAAACACGAAUCGGCGAUUGGCCCAUCUACUCCAUCCUCCUCGCGCUCGGGCAGAUCAUGGCUGCCAAUUCGUAUCAGAUCACUCUCCUUACUGGUCCUCAGGGCCAGAGUCCAGAGAAACUGUAUAUUAUUGGUGCGAUAUUCAUCGUCAUGUCGUGUGUUUGGUGGGUCAUGUUCCGCACGCUGCCAUCGAAGUUCGUUCUCUCCACGCCUUUCGCAGUCUAUGGCGCUGCUUUCUUGUUCGUAGGUGUUGCGCCGUUCGCCGAGUUUGGGACGGCGAGAGAUUGGGUGCAGAAUGUUGCUACGGGGCUUUACGUAUCGGCUUCGGCUAGUGGCUCGAUAUUUUUCGCGUUGAACUUUGGUGAUGAAGGUGGCGCGCCGAUCAAAUCCUGGAUCUUCCGAGCUUGUAUGAUCCAGGGAACGCAGCAACUCUAUAUCACGGCACUCUUCUACUGGGGAAGCACGCUCGCAAAUUCGGAUGCAAGCAAUGCGCUUACCUCUUCACCAAAGGCUGCGAUGAUCACGUUGCCGAUAGCUGGUCUUAUGUUCGCCAUCGGAGCUCUUCUCGUCACGUCUCUGCCGUCGUACUACCACCAGUCGCCAGGCAAGAUUCCCUCGUUCUACAAGACACUUCUCCGACGGAAACUUGUGGGCUGGUUCUUCGUCAUGAUCAUACUGCAGAACUACUUCCUGAGCACGCCCUACGGACGCAGUUGGGCGUACCUCUGGUCUUCCCACGCAGCACCCCAAUGGGCGGUCGGCCUCCUCGUCUUGGCCUUCUUCGUUAUUAUCUGGGCGGCGUUCCUCUUUCUCUUCGCGAAGCUCAGUGGAAGCCAUUCCUGGUUCCUGCCCAUCUUCGCCAUCGGCCUCGGCGCACCGCGCUGGGCUCAAAUGCUCUGGGGCGUAUCCGGCAUCGGCAACUGGGUCCCUUGGAUGCCGGGCGGCCCUGUCGCCGGUGCGCUCGCUGGCCGCAGUCUCUGGCUCUGGCUUGGUCUCCUCGACGCGAUACAGGGUGUUGGGUUUGGUAUGAUGCUGCUGCAGACCCUGACUCGGAUACACAUCGCUGUGUCACUGGUCCUGGCGCAGAUUCUCGGUACGGUCGUUACGAUGCUGGCGAAGGCUACGGCUCCCAACGCGAAUGGGCCUGGAGAUGUGUUCCCGGAUUUCUCGGCGGGGGUGGUAGAGGGGUUGAGUAAGCCGUGGUUCUGGAUUGGGUUAGCGGCGCAGUUGGUAAUUCCGUUGGGGUUCUUCAAGUUUUUUAGGAAGGAGCAGUUGAGCAAGCCUUAAGUAGCGUCGAGUAGUAAUGUAGCUGUUUUGAGUGUUGGAGAUGUCAGUUUCACUUCAAAACGA